UUUGAAUGUGAACUGCAGCAGUCGUCUUCAUGUACGGUCUGUGCGGAUGCUGCUGGGCGCUGCGGCCCCGAUAUAAGAGGCUGGUCGAUAAUAUUUUCCCAGAAGACCCUGAGGAUGGUCUGGUGAAGGCCAACAUGGAGAAGUUGACGUUCUUUGCUCUCUCUGCUCCGGAGAAACUGGACCGGAUCGCUGCGUACCUCUCAGAGCGUCUGACCAGGGAAUUAAACCGGCACCGAUACGGAUAUGUGUGUAUAGCGAUGGAGGCCAUGGAGCAGCUGCUGCUCGCCUGUCACUGUCAGAGCAUCAACCUCCUGGUGGAGAGUUUCCUGGGAACACUGCGCCUCCUGCUGGAGAACGAGAGGCAGCACCUGCACCUGCUGGCUACUAACGCUUUUGUGAAGUUUGCGAACAUCGAGGAGGACACGCCGUCGUAUCACCGCAGCUACGACUUCUUCGUGUCUCGCUUCAGUGAGAUGUGUCACACGGAGCACGGAGACAAAGACCUGCAGGACAAGAUCCGGGUGUCGGGGAUCCGCGGGCUGCAGGGCGUCGUCAGGAAGACGGUGGACGACGAGCUGCAGGUGAACAUCUGGGAGCAGAGACACAUGGAGCAGAUCGUCCCCGCUCUGCUGGUCAACCUGCAGCAGGACACACACUGCAGCAGGUACACACACACACACACACACUGCAGCAGGUACACACACACACUGCAGCAGGUACACACACACACACACACUGCAGCAGAGCAGACUGAGGUGUGUUUCAGAGAGCUUCUGGGUCGAGCUGCUUACGGACACAUUAACAACGCCAUCAAACCUGUACUCAUGCACCUGGACAGCCACAGUCUGUGGGAGGGACGGAGCUUUGCUGUUCGAUGUUUCCAGAUCAUCAUGUACUCCAUACAGUCGCAGCACUCCCACCUGGUGAUCCAGCAGCUGCUCGGUCACCUGGACGCUCACAGCAGGAGUCCGGCUUCAGUCCGAGCCGGCAUCGUGGAGGUUCUGUCGGAGGCCGCUGUCAUCGAGGCCACUGGCUCUGUGGGCCCCACGGUGCUGGAGGUGUUCAACACGCUGCUCCGUCAGCUCCGUCAGAGCGUGGACUACCAGCUGACGGGUUACCUCGACCCCCCCGGGAGACAGAGGACAUCGUCUCUGGAGGAGAAGACGCUGCAGGACGCCGUCAUCAAGACCAUCGGGUCCUUCGCCAUCACUCUCCCUGUCUACCAGAGGUCAGAGGUCAUGCUCUUCAUCAUGGGGAAGAUCCCGGUGCCGGGGAUAUACCCCGCUCUGGGGUCGCCCAACACCGGGUUUGAAGGCAGCAGGAUGAUCCAGGUGAUGCUGCUGAAGUCUCUGCUGCAGGUGUCGUCGCGGUACGAGAGCACCAACCUCCUCACGGCGCUGCCCUGCUCCUUCCUGCAGCCUCUGCUCUGCUUCACUCUGAUGGAGGACCCUGAGAUCAGACUGCUGGUGCUCUGCAUCCUCACCUCUCUGCUGGACAGACACCACAACACAGAGAGGCUGAGAGCCAGUGUGACGAUGGAGGUGUGUGUGUUGGAGCUGAAGGAGGAGCGCUGCUCUCGGCAGGACAACCUGUUCAUCAGGAAGCACGCUCAGCGUCUGUACCGCCACGUGUUCCUCACCUGUAAGGAGGAGAGCAGUGGGCGGAGCCACUACCAGGCCCUCUUCACCCUAUUGGCUGUGGUCAGUGUGGAGCUGGCCAAUGAGGAGGUGACGCUGGACCUGAUCCGCCUCACACUCGCUCUGCAGGAGCUGGCGUUGUCCAAUCAGGAGAGCCUGUCGGUGUAUAACCGCUGUGGGGUUCACGCCCUCUGCGCCGCAUUCCUGCACCUGCUGUCUCACCUGGGCCCGCCCCCCCCCUUCACACUGCUCGUCUCUCAGGUGAUCGAGGGUCGUCAGAGCUCCGCCCCUCACCUGCUGCCUGAGGACGUGUUCUCUGACUCCCCCAGUCUCCCUGAGGGUGAGCUGCAGGUGGAUGAAGCCUCUCUUUUCGUCCAAUCAAAGAUCAGCGAGGCUCUGACAGGAAGUAGCUACAGCGCUCACAGCGAGCGACUCAACACGCCGUACACACCUCAGAUUACAGAGGAGGAGCGUCUGUCCCGCAGACAGAGCCUGGUGGACGUGGCGUCUCUGCAGAUGGACCCCCCGUUCUGCUGCGAGGCUCCACAGAGACCUCAGACAGAGCAGAUCACCUUCGAGACGCUGAAGAACGCCAUCGAGGACAGCGGGGGGGCGGAGGAAGAGGAGCGCAGGAGGAAGAUGAAGGAGAGAUUUCAGACGGCGCCGUUUGAGGAGAUCGCCGCUCACUGCGGAGCCCGGAGCUCCCUGCUGCAGUCUCGUCUGGAUCAGGUGUUUUCUCUGAUCGUCCGUCCUCCUCCCUCUCCGUCUGGUUUCGCUCCUCCUCGCUCCACGCCGCUCCACGAGAUGAAGUUCCCCGACCUCUGUGUCUAUUAACCCUCAGGUGUGUCUAUAGACCCUCAGGUGUGUCUAUAGACCCUCAGGUGUGUCUAUAGACCCUCAGGUGUGUCUAUUAGACCCUCAGGUGGUCUAUAGACCCUCAGGUGUGUCUGUAGACCCUCAGGUGUGUCUAUUAGACCCUCAGGUGUGUCUAUAGACCCUCAGGUGUGUCUAUUAGACCCUCAGGUGGUCUAUAGACCCUCAGGUGUGUCUGUAGACCCUCAGGUGUGUCUAUUAGACCCUCAGGUGU
Molecule: messenger RNA, 2724 nt
Organism: Trematomus bernacchii (emerald rockcod)
Lineage: Eukaryota; Metazoa; Chordata; Actinopteri; Perciformes; Nototheniidae
Product: protein EFR3 homolog B-like
Exons: 22
Coding region: 30-2471 (813 amino acids)
Biological process (GO): protein localization to plasma membrane
Cellular component (GO): plasma membrane
Source: RefSeq, a predicted model, not a curated record